Molecule: messenger RNA, 1742 nt
Organism: Alligator sinensis (Chinese alligator)
Lineage: Eukaryota; Metazoa; Chordata; Crocodylia; Alligatoridae
Gene: KDM8
Product: lysine demethylase 8
Exons: 7
Coding region: 1-807 (268 amino acids)
Cellular component (GO): nucleus
Molecular function (GO): histone H3K36 demethylase activity
Source: RefSeq, a predicted model, not a curated record
AUGCCCAUCAGGGCAGACCUGUAUCGCACCCGUCUCUUCCCGCCCGAGAACCGGGUCUCGUUGCAGAGGACGCGGAGCGACGCCCCGGACCUCGCGUCGGAGCCUGCCGUCCCGCGGCUCCGCUGCCCGUCUCUGGAGCGUUUCAGGGAGAGCCAUUUCAUCCCGCAAAAGCCCGUGGUGUUGGAGGGGGUUGUUGACCACUGGCCGUGUAUGAGGAAGUGGAGUGUGGAUUACCUCCGUGAAAUUGCUGGGUGGCGCACAGUCCCCGUGGAGCUAGGUUUGCGAUACACAGAUGAAGAAUGGUCUCAGGAACUCAUGACUGUGGAUGACUUCAUCAGUCAGUAUAUUGUGAACAAGAACAACGUUGGCUACCUUGCCCAGCACCAGCUGUUUGAUCAGAUCCCAGAAUUGAAGGAGGAUAUUAACAUCCCUGAUUAUUGCUGCCUGGGGGAAGGGGAAGAAGACCACAUCACCAUUAAUGCCUGGUUUGGCCCAGAAGGAACCAUCUCGCCUCUUCAUCAAGAUCCACAGCAAAAUUUCUUAGUCCAGGUAAUUGGAAGAAAAUAUAUCCGUCUGUAUUCUCCACAAGAAUCGGAAAACCUGUAUCCACAUGAAAGCCAAAUGCUCCACAACACCAGCCAGGUGGAUGUGGAAGAUCCCGAUCUAGUUAAGUUCCCCAGGUUUGAAAAGGCUGCCUUUCAGUCUUGUAUUCUGACACCGGGACAGAUUCUGUUUAUUCCAGUUAAAUAUUGGCACUACGUACGAUCCCUCGAUAUCAGCUUCUCUGUCAGCUUCUGGUGGUCGUAACUGUGACUGGGGGGGGGGCAUAGACUCUCGAAAGUAAGGUAAGGAAAAGUACAGCCUGCUGCAUGCUUACGUAGGAAGACCAUUCUCUUUCAAAAGAGGGCUUUUGGAAGAAAUUGUUCUUGUUUUCUGCCCACAGCAUAGAGCUGAAGUAGAAACCCGCGCUUCUUGCUUCAGGCUCGGUGAGACAUCUAGAUUAAAAAAACAAAAGCAGCAGCUACAACAGCCUGUUUGUUUUGUGGAUGUUUCUAGUACAGAUUCCUAAUAAAGAGCAUGUAUCGGAUCAUCCCCUCCUAUGUAUAUUCAGUGAAAACAAGACUAUAUACGGGCAUCAAACACGCAUUUCCCAGAGUGGAAAGAAAGGAGCAUGUGACUAAGUUAAGUUUACCCCUGUGUGUGGAUUUAAGAAUAGCCCUGGCUUUGACUAUGAUGGACAACACAUUUCUACAAAACCUCAGUAAAUAAGAGACUUGCCAACCUAAAACAAGGUGACAUUUCUCCGUGCAGUAAAAACUACUUCUAGGAAGGCUGGAAGUACAGUCCAUUGUCAGCUACAAUGCAGUUACAGCUCAGCUGCACCACUAAUGCUUUUCCUAUCUAUGAAAAAUGGAUUAUAUUCCUCACAUGGUAAUGGAUGGUUUCCUAGUGAACACUGUCUCUAUUGCAGUUCAUAGAAUAGUAGGGCUGGAAGAGACCUGUAAGAUCGUGUCCCCAUCUGCACCAGUAUCAAGAAAAACAGACAAUUUUAAUAUGAUUUUUAAAUAUAGCCACAGGAAAAGUAUUCGUAUUUAAAAUAUGAGCACUUCAGUCACCUCUCCUCUGUUGAUAUAACAAAAAUCCCGUUUGCUCAAGGAGUGGAUGGUGGACUAUGGACUGAAGAUAUAAUUUUCUUGAUUAAAGCUCUGAUACUACUAACGAUCACAGAAGUCUGGUUAUUA